AUGAGGGACGAACGCACACAUCCACUCCUGGCACAGGUGCCCUUGACCGUCUCGCCUUUCGUCUCACUACCCACCGCCACCACCCUGCCAUACACUUACCGGACCAUGCCGUCGACAUUACCAGUCCCUGUGACCGGCAUCACCGGCGCAUCCUCAUCGUCACCAUCAGGCGGCGUAGGAGGCACGAACAAGCCAAAAUACAUAGUCUCCCCGACGGGCGGCCACGCCGCGCACCCGGACGACAUCAUCUCCUCGUGCAACAACCUCAAGGCACACCUCACCAAGCUCAAGGAGGACGCAGACCGCGAGCUGCGGGAGCUCGAGACGCGCAUCCGCGACGCCGAGCUGGCGGAGAAGCGCCGCGUGGCUCCCGGCUGGCUCGACAGCGAGACGCACCUGCUGCAGCCGGAGAAGUCGCAGGCCCAGGCCGCCGAGGCAGAGGGCGUGCCUAUGAUGUCUUCUGCUGCUGGUGGCGGAGGUAGCGCAGGUGUCUUCUUUGGGACGUCUUCGUCCGCGGAUGUCUCUGGGCAGUUUGCAGAGAUGAGCCUUGCUGAGCGGCAAGGCGCGAGCGAGCUCGACCAGGGUGCGGAGCUGGAUCGCGCUUUCGCAGGCAAGUGA
Molecule: messenger RNA, 618 nt
Organism: Microdochium trichocladiopsis
Lineage: Eukaryota; Fungi; Ascomycota; Sordariomycetes; Xylariales; Microdochiaceae
Exons: 2
Coding region: 1-618 (205 amino acids)
Source: RefSeq, a predicted model, not a curated record